GUUGGAAGAUUUGGGUGUGUUUUGUCAUGAUUUCCCUCCAAUUCCCAAUUGCCCCCGCACGCACUCUUCUUUUGAUUUUUCUAAUUCAUUGUGGCAUAUGAUGAUAUGAUUGCUCUGAGCCACACACUCUAAAACCCCCAGAUUUGAUUCGUUUCCCAGACAAUUUUCAUUUUCCCGGAAAAUCUAAAAACUCAUCCAGAUACAAAAGUUUCCUUUUACUUUCUUAUCCCUCGCCGUCUCUUUUUGCUCUUCAAUUUCUAGGGUUUGCUUUCGCUCCUUUCUGUUUCCCGAGAACAGAGUCGUGAUUUGCUCCAGGUCACUUUGGCAUGGAUUCUCAAGCACAAACUUUCCACCAGCGCUCAGUGUCUAUCAAACUAUGGCCCCCGAGCCAGAGCACCAGGAUACUGCUUGUAGAACGAAUGACCAAGAAUUUCAUCACUCCAUCCUUUUUGUCUAGAAAGUAUGGUCUGCUCAGUAAAGAAGAGGCCGAGGAGGAUGCCAAGCAAAUAGAAAAUAUAGCUUUUGCAGCUGCUGACCAACAUUUUGAGAAGGAACCAUAUGGUGAUGGAAGUUCAGCAGUUCAAAUUUAUGCUAAAGAGUCCAGUAAGCUUAUGCUGGAAGUUCUCAAAAGAGGGCCCAAAGUAAAGGAACAUGGAGAGGUGAUGCAAUAUGAGAAAGAUACUGCUACCCAUGGAAGUGUCUUUGAUAUAUCUGGGAGUCGCCGGUCCUUUAUUGAUGCUGAGGAGGCCGUGGAACUGUUAAAACCAUUAAGGGAUCAUGAAAAAUUGUAUACCAAGAUUUGUUUUAGCAAUAGAAGCUUUGGUCUGGAUGCAGCCCAUGUUGCUGAGCCAAUCUUAACAUCUAUCAAAGAUCAAUUGAAAGAAGUAGACCUGUCAGAUAUUAUUGCAGGAAGGUCAGAAACAGAAGCUCUUCAAGUCAUGAAUAUAUUUUCUUCAGCCCUGGAAGGAUGUGUUUUGAGGUAUCUCAAUCUUUCAGACAAUGCCAUGGGUGAAAAGGGUGUCAAUGCAUUUGGGUCACUCCUGAGGUCACAAACUAAUCUAGAGGAACUUUAUUUGAUGAAUGAUGGCAUAUCAGAAGAAGCUGCAAGAGCAGUUUCGAAGUUUAUCCCAUCCACUGAGAAGCUUAGGGUCCUUCACUUUCACAACAAUAUGACUGGAGAUGAGGGGGCAAUUGCCAUCUCUGACAUGGUAAAACGUUCACCUCUCUUGGAGGAUUUUCGUUGUUCUUCCACAAGGGUGGGCUCCGAAGGGGGCAUAGCUUUAGCUGAAGCACUUGGGACAUGUUCCCAUCUGAAGAAGCUUGAUUUGCGUGACAACAUGUUUGGAGUACAAUCUGGGAUUGCUCUGAGUAAAUCUCUAUCUGCUUUUGCAGAUCUUACUGAAAUUUACCUGAGUUACCUUAACUUAGAAGAUAAAGGAACAGAAGCCCUUGCUAAUUCUCUUAAAGAGUCUGCACCCUCACUUGAGGUUUUGGAAAUAGCGGGAAAUGACAUUACAGCCAGAUCGGCUGCUGCUUUAGCAACCUGUAUAGCAGCGAAACAAUUCAUUACCAGGUUAAACUUGUCUGAGAAUGAACUGAAGGAUGAAGGUGCGAUUUUGAUCAGCAAAGCAGUUGCAGAGGGUCAUGGUCAGUUAACUGAGGUUGACUUGAACACAAAUUCAAUUAGAAGGGCUGGAGCAAGGGCGUUGGCACAGGCUGUUGUGCACAAACCUGGGUUCAAGUUGCUGAACAUAAAUGCUAAUUUCAUAUCAGAUGAGGGGAUUGAUGAGGUAAGGGAGAUUUUUAAGAAUUCACUGAAUGUGCUUGGGCCUUUGGAUGAGAACGACCCUGAAGGAGAAGAUCUUGAUGAGGAGGCUGAAGAGGAUGCUGAUAAUGAGGUUGAUUUGGAAUCAAAGCUUAAGGGCCUUGAAAUCAAGCAAGAAGAGAAUAACUGAUACAUGCAGUUUGCUGCCUUUUGUUAAUUUGAUUUAAAACUUGUUCAGAUUCCAACUUUUCUGAUUAGCUAGAUUGUUUCCAUAUGAGCUAUUUCAGCGGUUUUUAAGCCAUGGUGAAAUAGAUCGGUUGUUGUAGACUAGGCUCGUUAUUUGAAACAUUCAACAUUCGAGAGUCUAGCUAGUUGUAUGCUCUCGUGUCCCUGUUACUUAAGUUGCUGGCAGCCAGUUUUCUGGUUAUGUAUGCAAAACUGGGUCAGCCGAGUAGAGUACUGGUUGAGGUACAUGGCUACAUAUAUUUUGAAUUCA
Prunus mume (Japanese apricot) is the source of this 2261-nucleotide messenger RNA. It is a transcript of the gene RANGAP1, whose product is annotated as RAN GTPase activating protein 1. The record is from RefSeq and is a predicted model, not a curated record. Gene Ontology annotation, molecular function: protein binding; GTPase activator activity. Lineage: Eukaryota; Viridiplantae; Streptophyta; Magnoliopsida; Rosales; Rosaceae.